ACUACUCCAAAGUUUGUGAACCUCCGCUCAGUCGACGGAAAGAAGAAAAGAAUUCCAGUGUACUGUUGAACGGAUGCAGCGUGCCAAAACAACGCGUAUUGAGAUUGUUUUGAUUCACAAGUUUGAAGGGGCUGGAACUAUGAAGAAAAAACGCUUAGAACGAAACCGUGCUACAUUGCUGGAUGAAACACGCCAUUGCGCAUGAAUUUGGUGCCGAAAUCCUCCGAUAUUCCCGCUUAUUGAAGUGAAGCACAUAAUAGCUCUGUGUAUGAUAAGACCAUGCUGCCAACCGACUAACUUUACCUUACUUCAUCAACUGCUCCAUCAGGCAACACGUGUUUACAAUUGAGAUGACAAACAAAGCUGGAGGGACCGGAUUAUUUGCGAGUGUUGGGUACCCACUCGAGGUCGUCACAAGGUUUUCCUUGCUGGGUGUAUGCUAUGCAUUAUGCUAGGUCGCAGGAUUGUAUCUUUGCAAAAAAAAGAUACAAGUUUCAAGAGAUCGUCGUCGUUGGUAUGUUGUACAGGCUGAGUGCUGAGUGAAUGUAGCAUGGAAAAUGUCAGUGCCGGUACACGUGGAGAUGUCUUAAAAGCAAGUAAAGUUCGUUCGCAAACACAUUUGAGCGACCCAAACACAAUGGAGUCUUUUCAAGAUGGUGGACAGCAAAAUAUGAACUCUGAACACAAUGAGUACCCUUCACCCAUGGAAGGAUCGCACAUGAAUCCUGAUAUGAAUAACUUUUCUCCGGGUCCAGGAGAAGGUUCUUUGGGCCCAGAUGGAAUGCAUUCUAUGCCUAAUUACAGUGGUUAUGGCAGAAGUAGCUACGGCAUGAGUGAUCAACAUGGCGGCAUGAUGUCAGGAAAUGUUGAAUACAGUAGUCAAAACUCGCAGUAUUCUGGUCAGUUUUCGCAGAAUUCAGUAAGACCUUCAUACACAGGUAUGCCAAAACCAGGCAUGCCGGCGGUACGUCCUGGAAUGAUGCCUCCAGGGAUGGGAAUGAUACCAGGUACCUACAAUUCUAAUCAAAGGAUGAUGUCUGGCCAAGGAAUUACACAGCAGAGCGGACCAACUCCAACGCUGAAUCAGUUACUGCAGAGUCAGAGCACUGGACAGAGAUUUUCUAAUAACUAUGGAGAUUUUUCUAGUGGACAAGGGAAAAGUAAUGAUUUAGGAGGACCUACAUAUCCAGGCAUGGGCAGUCAGCAAGGAUGGAAUGGAAGUCCUCGCUCUUUGGGGCCAUACUCGCAAGGGCCGAUGCAAGGAACGCCUUACAGAAAUCAGGGAGGGACUAUACCAGAGAAUCGGCGGCCAAGUGGAAUGGCUCCAGGACCAGGUCCAGGAGGGGGUCCAGGAUAUCCGCACCAGAGUCAGUACAUGAGCCCUGCCAUGGCUGCUAAUGCACAGCGCUAUAUGAUGGGACAGGUGCGACCAGGUCAUAUCCCUAUGUCAGGGCACAGCUACAGUCCACAGGUUCAAGGUUCCCAGUAUGCUCCCUCACAUAGUCAAAUGAACUAUAGUCCCUCUAUGCCUAACCAGUCCUCCCAGCCACCCAGCCAACAACAGCAGCAGCAGCACCAGCAGAUGUAUCAUGGUCAACAACAGCAACCACAGCCCCCAGGACAGCCACCGCCUCAGACUUCCCCAACACCAGGCCAGCAGCAACAAUCGUCAUCCCACCGGCCACCAUCAUCACAUUCUCAGGGACCGUCACCCAGGCAGGCUUCGCCAGCCCCAUCUGGAAUAGCAGAUCAAAAUUCUAAUCAUAGCACUAGCAGUAAAAAAUCUGAAGACAACCCAGAGUCACAUAUGGAUAGUUCCAAUGUUGAGGAGGCAAAUGGAGAAAAUUCCAGAGGGACUCCAAACUCAGGAACAUCUCAGUCUCAUGUAGGUGUGUCCAGCUCUAGGCCAUCCUCCUCUCCUGUUGGUUCUUCGGGGUCUCGCUCCAACACACCAGCACCAAUUCCUGGCACUCAGUCAGGUAGUCCUAUGCCCCCUAGGCCUCCAUCAAGUCAUCUAGAAGGUCAGAAUCGCCUCAGUCAUUCACCUAUGGCUACACAAGGUUUUAAUCAACCAAUGAUGCCACCACCAAUGCCCGGUCAGAUGGGCUAUGGACCAGGUUCUGGAGGCAAAAUGGCUGCUUCCACAAUGUCCAGUGGUCAGAUGCCACCCCAUUACCCACCAUACAAUUCACAAUAUCCACAAGGUAACUAUGGUCGGCAGCAGAACAUGCCAGGUAUGCCAGCUGGAGGCCCUGGACCUGGCAUGCAAGGAAACUACCCGCAGUCUAUGUACAACGGUCCAGGUAGUCAAAUGGGACCCGGUCCAAACAUGUACAAUAAUAUGAUGAGUCGAGGCAUGCAGAGCUAUGGUGGUCCAUAUGGACCAGGCAAUCUAGGCAUGAACAGUCAGUAUGGUGCUUUUAACAGUCACAUGGGGCCUGCUCCAGGGCAGGGGCCUGGGCCAGGGCCUGCACCGGGCCCGGGCCCAGGUCAGGCAGGUAUGGGAGGUGGGGGAGGGCCACUGCCUAUUCCUCCUGGUGCGAUGAUUGGUGGGCAGGCAGGCAUGGGCUCCAUGGGGCAGCCUGGAAUGGGAAUGCCACAGGUGGGACCACCCACAAAUGCUGUAAUUCCAGGUAAGGGUGCCCAAGCUGCUGCCCAGGCUGCACUUAUGGCUGCUGCAAGUUCUGCAGGAUCAAGGCCACUAACCCCAAAUCGAGGAAUGAGUAGUUCACCUCGCAUGUACGGCUCGCAUGGCGCAGGGUCUCCAAACCCAGGUGGUCUGAGUUACAUGGGCAACCUCGGGAACCCCAGCCUGAACAGCAUGACAAACGCCAUCAACCAGAUCACCACCAAUAGUGUUUCUUCAGUGCCUAGCAAGCCCACCAGCCCAGCAGGCAGUGGUGCCAACAGCAGUUUACUGCAUGGGCAAGCUGCCAAUGGACCCUCUGCCUCGGGAGACAGCAGUAACAAUAUAACAAGUAGUCAUGGUGGUGUAGGCGGUGACAAUUCCAGCAUGAUGUCGCCUAUGUCUGGUUCCGAUACUCAAGAAUCUUCAUCACGCCCCAGCUCCACCACCACACCUGGACAGACAGCGGAUGCAGCCAAUUCAACAUCUGACACGGUGGGGUCCGAUGGCUCCGGCAGCAUGCCCAGUGAUUCAACUUCAGUAGAUAGUGGUUUCCAUUCCGCGCUGGAUCACAGUGAGAAGCCACCCUCUGAUCCAACCCCUACUCAGUCUUGCUCUCCUUCAUCUUUGAACCAGUUGCCCUCUGCCAAUGGAGUAUGUGAUGACAAGUCUAGUCAUGAAAUUGAUGAUACCAAGAUGCCUUGCAGUGAUGCUGAUGCCGUGUCCACUUACAGCAGUAACAACCUACAUACAGCGAGUGCAAUGACUUCUGUGGCUGCAGGUCAUUCUGGAACCACACAGAGCAUCCCAACCCCGGUGAGCAGUGAAACAGAGAACACAGGCAGUCAGACAUCAUCGUUGCCUUUCUCCAUGAUGACUGUUUCUAACAGUAGCACCAGCAAUGGCCCGCACUAUCCCCAUCAUCCCCACCAUGGGAUGGGGUACAUAGUCCCUCACGAGGGACCUAUGAGUAGUGCUCACAUGAUGCAGGGGCCAGGUAUGCAUCACCCAAGUAUGGGCAACAUGCCCUACAAUAUGCCGCACAGCAUGUCAAAUAGCAUGCCACAUGGUAGUGGUAUGCCUGGCAUGAUGAGCAGCAUGCCACCCAACAUGCCACCAGGUUCCAUGCCUGGAACCAUGCCUCCAGGCAGCAUGUCUGCCAACAUGCCUGGCAGCAUGCCCAGUAACAUGCCUCCAUGCAGCAUGCCCCCAGGCAGCAUGCACAAUAGCAUGCCAACCGGGAACAACAGCAUGGGAUCUGGCAAUAUGCCACAGAACAACUGUGUUCCAGUUCCUUCUUUGCCAGAUGAACCACCUGAGAAAAAGAAAAAGGACGGAGGGGUAGUGGUGGUAGCCCAACCAGGCUCCGCUGCAGGCCCCUAUCUUGAGGAAUAUGAAAAUUGCAGUAGCCCAGGUUGGCCGGGCAUGCCAAAGUCCUCAACUGAUUUGAGCAAGUUAUACGACAUGGGCAAUGAAGUGGACAGACGACCCUUCUUGGACAAACUACUAUCAUUUUUAGAAGAAAAAGGCACUCCUAUCACAUCAAUGCCUUCCAUCAGCAAGCAGCCUUUGGAUCUCUACCGACUUUACUUUUACGUUCGAGAAAAAGGUGGCAUGGUUGAGGUAAAUAAAGGUAAGAAGUGGAAGGAAAUCUGCACCUAUGUCAAUAUUGGGUCGUCAGCAAGUGCUGCUUUCACAUUGAAGAAAAACUACAUCCGCUAUCUGUUUGCCUUUGAAUGCAGACAUGAUAGAGGAAAUGUUGACCCUGCACCAAUUCUUGCUGAUAUGGAAGCUCAGCUAGAGAAAAAGCGGGAACAAAAGAAACGAGUCCCAUCACCUGGAUCACAAGGAUCACAGGAUGCCUUCCAGCCUCCUAGCACACCGAACAGUCAGAUGAUGGAGCAGUAUGCACCAGGCAUGCCUCCCCCUUAUAUGCAGGGUCCUGAAGGCAGUAUGGGUCCUAUGGGAACCCAUGUACCACCACAAAUGAUGAUGUCUAACAACAUGAUGGGCCACCCAGGCUCCAUGAUGGGUGGACAGCCAAACAUGCCCCCACACCCAUCUGCCAUGGGAGGGGGACCAGGUCCAGGGCCUGGAGGGAUGAUGGGUCCGAAUGGAAUGAUGAUGUCUGGGCCACCCAGUGUGGGGCCAGGUCAGGGAAUGCCUCCAUCGGCAAUGAUGGGAGGAAACAUUGGUCCACAGGGAGGGAUGAUAAGUAGCAGCACGUCCAUGAUGGGUCCAGGAGGACCAGCAGGUAUGAUAGGACCUGGGAUGCAUGGGCAUAAUAUGAUGGGACCUAACAGUUUUGUACCAAACAGCAUGAUUCACGGCUGCAACAGCAUGGGGCCCAGUAGUGGCGGCAUGGGGCCCAACAGUAGCAGCAUGGGGCCCAACAGUGGUAGCAUGGGCCCUAACAGUGGUGGAAUGGGCCCCAGCAGUGGCGGAAUGGGCCCAAACAAUGGUGGAAUGGGUCCAAACAGUGGUCCAUGCCUGCCUAUGAUGACACCUGCUAGUAGUGGCAGCAGCACAGUUGUUUGUGGCAACACAACCAGCAGCAGUAGUGGUGGGAGCAUAGGGCCUCACUCGAACACUAGUGUUCCCCUUCCUCCUAGUAGCACCCCAAACUCCAGACCUGCAACAGCUGACAGUGUAAGCAUACAGGAUCCGUUUGCUGAUGAUUUGAACAGCUCCCCUGGUCCCACACAAUUUCCGCAGCGUCCAGGUGGCAGUGGCCCCAACUCGGGUCCUGCCUUCUCCAGCAGUCAACCCCCAGUCAGCACCUCUGCAACUUCCAUGGCAGACUUUUGCAGCCGUCCAGCUGCAUCCCCAAGCUCAUCGACAAUGCCCUACUCUGGUGUUGGUCCCAGUGGUAAUCGACAGGGGAGCGAACCAGUCCAAAGCUCAUUCCGCCGCCCAGUGGACAGCUUUCCUCCUGCUUCAGCCCCUUCCUUUCCUGGUCGCUCUGAAAGUGCUCAGUUCCCAUUUGGCCAACAGUAUGAACGAGAAAGGUUUGAUCCGUCCAGUGUCAGCCACCCUGGGCCACAGUUUCGCCAGUCUCAGCCAGGUAUGAUGAUGUCCUCUGGAGGUUCAGAGCCAGCUUAUGCUGGCCGUUUUCCUGGGCAGCAGCCAGCCCCAUUCCGCCCACCAGUUCCUGGCGAGCAGUAUAGCGGGUCUCAGACUUUUUCAGGCCAUGGCCCAGGCUUUGGACCACGUACUCCAGUGCCACAAGAUCAAUAUAGCAGCUACUCUCCACAACCACAAGCACCCCCAUCCCAGCAGCAGGGUGCUUACCCAGGGGUUCGGCCAUCACCACCAGUUGGGCGGGAGAUGGCUGGUAGUCCAUAUGUUGGUGGGCCUGCAGGGGGGUCUGUAUCCCAGUAUCCUGACUGGAAUAGUACAGGGACAGGUCACAUGACCUACUCCUCACACCUCGACGGCCAUUCGGACUCUUACAUGAGUGGGAGGGAAGGUGGGCCCUGGUCCCCGAUGCAGCAACGCUACUCUCAGACCUCUGGCAGCAGUUACAUGCCCCCAGCUCCUAGCACUCCACCCAUGGGAGGAUCCUACGGCAGACCUCACCCACAGCGUGCCUCGCCCCAGGUUCGGGAAAAAUUACCCACAGCUCAGAAACCGCAGCAGAAAGCUGGGUCCGUGAUGCCCACCCCACAAUUUCCUCCUAAGAAGGAUGUGGUGUUUCCCCCUGACAGUGUCGAGGCGGUUCAGCCGCAGCUUGCAAAACGCCGCCGCCUUACACACAAAGACAUAGGCCCUGUGGAAGCUUGGCGAUUGAUGAUGUCUCUGAAAUCAGGACUGUUAGCUGAAAGCACCUGGGCCUUGGACACCCUCAAUGUUCUUCUUUUUGAUGACAGCACUGUGGCCUACUUCAAUCUCUCUCACUUGCCAGGCCUGCUGGAGGUACUGACAGAGCACUUCCGCGCUUCGCUUAUUCAUAUUUUCCCCAUCUUUCACGACUUGGAACUUCGCUGCAAGGGCGAUGUAGCUCAUGGGUGCCUGCGUGCUGCUUCUGUGACAGCAACAGCAUCAGAGAAGAAUCCAGAUGCUUGUGAGGACUUGCUGUUGCCAGACCUUUUGUCAAAGCCAUGUGAUUUCUGUUUGGACAAGGCAUCUUGCCCCAACUACUCUUUGGUGACUCGACAGGGCAAGCUGGUCAAGCUGGAGGAGAAGCCAGUGGAUUGCUCAGUUUUGGAGACCAAAUCUUGGGAUGUGUUUUGUAACUUUUCCAGCGGCUUCAGGCUGUGGCAAAAAGGUCACGGAGACACGACACAACACAUAGCUUCUUGUCUGGAGAGUCACUACACUCAUGAGUUGUUAUCAGACUUGUGUUUCAAGCUACGGACUAAGAAGUGUGCAGGGGCAAAGAGUAGAUGGAAUGAGGACAGCGAAAUAAAGGCAGCGUAUAGUGCAGAACGAAGUGUAGGAAUAGGGAAGUGUGUUCAAGUGAAAAGUGAAAAGUCUGUGAAAGACCUUAAGCAGGAGACAGAUGCCUCAAAACAAUCAAAGGAACAAAUCUCACUGAAGCAAGGUAAAGAUAAUCAUUCCGAAAUAUGUGACCAGGAAGUACACAGGAAUAAUUUCAUAAAGAAAUUGGAGAGAAAGAGUGAGCCCCGUGAUCCCGAACUGCAUCGCUGUGAAUCGAACGACUCUCUGCCACCGCCUGAACUCCCAGCAGCAACUCAGGACAAGCCCAACACUGAACAUUGUAGCACAACAGAUGACUGCAGUGGAAAUGCAUUGAAGGAAGAGGUGGACGAGAAACCUGCUCCUGACUUGGUUUGUGAGGGUGCAAGGGACAGCUGCCCAGAAAAAGAGCCUCGACUGCUUUGGUGGCAGCAGAAAAUGAAGGCAGCAAAGAGGAACAGGCUGAGAGACAAGAACAGCUGUGUGUGGAGGAUGACGGCACAGGAGAGGCUGGUAGUCAUGAUCAAAGAACAUGAGUCCGAGUUAGAGGAAGAGGCCUACCACAGGGACGAUGCACCAUUAUGUGUGAACCAGGCUGACCAGGAGGAGGCAGGAAGACGGUGUGUGGCCAUCUCAAACAUCUUUCGUAGCUUGUCGUGCAUUCCUGGGAAUGAGGUGUUGCUUUCAGGUCACCAUGGGCUUAUGCUGCUCUUGGGCAGGUUGCUGAUGCUGCACCAUUGCCAUCCUUCCCGCCCAAAGUCGCGUCCUGCAGCUCCCUUGCCACAAGAGAGUGAGGAGGGAGAAGCAGAGGUGGAACCAGUGGAGAUGGUGGAAGAGGAGACAGAGCUUGUAGAGGCUGAGCAAGACUAUGCCACAUCUGCCGAGUGGUGGUGGGACACUUUAGACGCACUGCGUGAGAACACUCUUGUGAUCCUUGCCAACAUCUGUUCCCAUAUGCAGAUGCGCGACAUGGAUCAAGAAGUGUGCAUGCCACUUUUGGAUGGACUGCUGCACUGGAUGGUGUGUCCUUCUUCCUGUGCGUGCGACCCUCUCCCAUCUGCUCCAAACACCUCCUUGCUCUCCCCUCAGCGUCUGGUGCUGGAGGCCUUGUGCAAGUUGUGUAUCCAUGAUGACAACGUGGACCUGCUCUUGGCCACCCCUCCUUUCUCGCGCAUUUUGCUGCUGGUUGCACGCCUUGUGCGUCUCCUGGCUGACCGAUCACAACCGGUGCCUCGAGAGUUUUCAGUCGUGUUGCUUUCCAGACUCGUGCAAGGAGACACCAUUGCUGCUCGCGCCAUUGCACUGCAGCAUCCUGCCAUAUCUCUGCUCAUUGAGUUCCUGGAGGCCGCAGAGCAGUCGGCCAUGGCAGUGGCCAGCCAGCAGGGUUUCUCUGUGCUUCAGAGCAACCCAGAGAUGAUGGGCACCAGCCUGGACAUGCUUCGACGUGCUAGUGCAACACUCCUGUGUCUUGCACAUGUGCCAGAAAACCGCAAGCUGUUCUUGCACCAUCAGAAUCGCCUUCUCACACUUGUCAUGUCUCAGAUCUUGGACCCUAGUGUAACACAGAUCAUCUCUGACGUGCUCUUUGAGUGCUCACAGCCUGUACCACCUCAGUCUUAAGCUGUGAACAUCUCGCCACGAGGGACUUUGAAGCUACUACCCCAUGUAGGCCAAGAGGCUGGUCAGAUGAGCUGGUAUGGGCUGUGCAUCACUGAUGUGUGCCAGCCUCUCAGUGCAACAGCUGCUUGUGCUGGCCCUGCUGUAUCUGUGUUUGGGAACAAAGCAACAGAGGUGCUUGCAUUUGCCAAGAUGAUCUCUCAAGGUGCUGUUCAUAAAACAAUUCACAUGAACUGGACUUGUUUUUUUUUUUUUUCUCCCCUUCCUACCUUGUAAUCUCGAACAUACUCUUUUACCAUAGUCCUAGAGCUGAAUGAACUGUGAUCAUAGGAUGGCAAGGGAAGUGAAACCUGACAAAACACUGACCAUUACUUUGCAGGUUGCACCGUCAUCUAUGGUUUAUAUAAACGUUCUCAGUAUGUGGCAGAAAAAAAUUGGAAUGGAUAAAUUCUCAAAUUUCUGGUUCUUAUUUGGCAAAACGUCAACAACUGUUUAGAACUCAUUUUGGUGGCAUUUUGUGUAAUGUUUUGCUUGUUGAUUAGCCACACAGCUGUUGGCUGAAAUUGUUUAUAAUUUUUCACAUGAAUCAAAGUCUGCAUCACUCAAGUCAACACAGUUGAAUUUGUACGCAGUGAAAAAGCCAUAUCACCUGGGGUUAGUUCAAAACCCUUCUCACUGUUUACCUGCUCACAGAAUGAUGUCCACAAAAGUUUUCCUUGCCCAUUGUAUAUUGUUUCCAAGUUUGAAUGAAAGAAACACAAAACUGCAUGUGUGAAUACCUCCACAUACAUUCGUCACAUCAUUGACUAUAUUCAGAAUCAUCAUUGUUUUAGACUACCCCCUCCUCCUCCUCUCCAUUUUUACAUGUUCAUGCAUGAAACAUCACCUUCUCCCCUAAUUCUUGCUGGUGCUGCUUUGUGCACUGUUAACAAGUUGACAGGCUUAUGACUAGCCCUGUUUGCACCAAGAUCAGUAAGUGUACAUGAAGUCAAGAUGAAGGACUGCAUGGAUGGUUGGUCUCGUGUCCAGUGGGCGUGUGUGCGUACGUUUCAGUUUUCAUCUUAUAUUGGCAUGAACCCUUUUCUUGUCAUAAGUGGAUGAGGCUAAGCCAUUCUGAGAGGCUACACUGUACCUCGCUGCCAUGUCACUUGCUCUGUAUAGAAACUACAGAAAACAAUGCCCUGUAGAUAAUCUUGAAUUUCAGGUUUUAUUAUUAAAAUAAAAUCCAUUUGUGAUUCCACUCAGCAAUUUUAAUGUUGUCCAAUUAUGACUUAUGACUUUUUUCAGUAUUUAUGUGUAUAUGAAGUAAAACUGAAGGAAAUGAA
This is a messenger RNA of Pomacea canaliculata, 9987 nucleotides long. Its product is annotated as trithorax group protein osa-like. Gene Ontology annotation, biological process: chromatin remodeling; positive regulation of DNA-templated transcription; regulation of transcription by RNA polymerase II. Lineage: Eukaryota; Metazoa; Mollusca; Gastropoda; Architaenioglossa; Ampullariidae. Gene Ontology annotation, molecular function: nucleosome binding; DNA binding. Gene Ontology annotation, cellular component: nucleoplasm; nBAF complex; brahma complex. The record is from RefSeq and is a predicted model, not a curated record.